UUCUUUGCAUUGGGAGGCAGCGGCUCUUCAAAUCCGAGCUCCCUGCACAGCCCAGGGGAAUUGGCGGACUGCCACAAAGCCCAGCGAUCACUAACACUACUAUCUUCCUUCCGCAGGGUACUAAUACCUCGCUAGAAAGCUGCUGUAGACUCGCAGAAACCCUCCAGUUGUUUGGGCAGCUAUGUCUGGUGGCAAGACCGGGGACUUUGAGGGACUUUUAUACCCAUCGCCGAUCAGAGACUACGGGAAUAUUUACAAACCCAAUAAUAAAAUGGAAGAUGAGAAGUUGAACGAGAAAUACGUGACUGAUGUUCACACCAAAGAGAUCGAUUUGAUCAACAGAGAUCCAAAACAUCUGAACGACGACGUGGUUAAGGUAGAUUUUGAAGAAGUGAUUGCUGAACCGGAGGGAACUCACAGCUUUGAUGGUGUUUGGAAGGCCAGCUUUACUGUCUUCACAGUGUCUAAAUACUGGUGUUACCGCCUGCUGUCGGGGCUCUUUGGCAUACCCUUAGCGAUCAUCUGGGGAAUUUACUUUGCGAUUUUAACAUUCAUCCAUAUUUGGGCAGUGAUGCCCUGCAUUAAGAGCUAUAUGAUUGAAAUACAGUGCAUCAGCAGAGUCUACUCUAUUUGCAUCCACACCUUCUGUGACCCCUUUUAUGAAGCUGUGGGGAAAAUGUUCAGCGGUAUCCGAGUAUCAAUGCAGAAAGAAGUGUAAAUAGGAAAAUCUUGAUAGAAGUGGUUGGUCAGUUUAUCAUAUAAAGCUUCCUACCAAAUGGAAGUUCAGUUUCUUUUCCGAGAAACAUGUUGGUGCCUUUACUAAUCGCACUGUUAUAAGAAAAUGGUGGUGCAUAAUCUUUCAUUUUAUUGCUUAUCCCUCAAGCAUUCUGUUAUCCUUUUAUGGUACUUUGCAUUUUAAUACCGAUCUAAGCUUAACACCAACAUUCCUUCACUGUUAAAUACCAUAUGACUGCUUUUGUAAACAAAAUGAGUCAUUGCUUUUCUUCAGCAAUUUAGCACGAUUGCUACUUCACUCUCUUAUUUUUCAUAAAAGCCAGAAACAAAUUCUUUAAUUCACAGUACUGUACUUACCAAGGUGGUAAGGAUAAGUGAUUAAACACUGAGCAUAGGAUGUUUAAUACUGUUUAAGUAGUAGAGAAUGGCAAAAUAAAUAUUUUGUAGUGAAAUGAUAAUUGUGUAAUCUCCAAAACCACAACACAACAAAGAAUUGUCUUUGUUUCAUUUUACUUGAGAUUGUUGAAUUUUCUAAAAGCCUGAGUAUUUUAUAAAUUACACAUGCAGGGUGUCAAUCCAGAAUAUUCUACAACUAAUGCCGGCUAUGUAUUUGUAGAAUGGUCAUUUAAUGUGAUUAUAAAACUAAAUAGCUCAUGAGUUUACUUGCAUUUUGAUGCCAACAGGAUUGAACCUUCCCAGAACACCAGCCAAAAUGUGUAAUGUUCUCUAUUAGAGUUCUCUUUUAGUAAGCAUUUCAAUAUUUUUGUCUCUUUGCUUGUAUCUUUUAAGGCUCUCUAACCUGGUGAAGUAUUUGAAAGAGAGCAAUGGCAAAAAAAACUGACAGUGCAGCAUACCUGAUGCCUCCAUCUUUUGAAAAAUUGUGACAAAUGAGAAAUAUACCAUAUGAUUAUCAAAGCAAAUAUUGAUUGUAUCUCAGAUUCUCCACAUUGUACUUUGCAACAUCUUAACUAGCAUUAUGAAAAUAAUUAUACAACCCAAAAGGGUUAAUAACCAGAAUUUUCCAGCUUUAUAACUGCAGUAAUAGCAAAAGCCAAAAUCACAGUACAUAUUACUGAAGCAGAAUAUGUUUUGAUGAGUAGAAUAACCAAUGGAACACUGUGUGCACCACACCUUCCCCUUUUAAACAUGCUCCUAGGUUCAAUCUUUUUUUCAUGCCAAAUGCAUCAACUGCCAUGGUGAAGAUAUACAGCAAAAAAUUUAAAAAGUUUGCUACAACUGCCAUGAUACAAAGACAUAGUUGGAAAAUUCUUGUGGGGGUUGUAUAUAGUCAAAAUAUAGUUUAAGGUCUUCCACAAAUUAUAAAAAACUAAUUUUAAAACCAUAGUUUUUUUUUGCAAAAGCUAUUUUAUACAAAUGCAAUUAUAUCACUUAUUAAUCAUACAGUAUAUAAAAUUUAGCUUUUAUUUUUCAAUGUCACUUUUUAAUUGUUUUUUAAUUACUUGAUGUCUUGGUAGAUUUUUCUAAGUCAUACUGGAGCUUAUUGAUGCAGUAGAAGCAUUUAAAGUAUGUUAGCAUGUAAGAGCUGAAAUCAUUUGGGAAAAAAAAAUAAAGAACCAAAAGUUUACACCAACAAAUUUGAGUUAUAUUUUUUGACAUUUUGUUUUUGUACUAAAACUGAAAAGUGAAAUGUUCUUUCCUCAAGUUCAAGAAGUUGAAAUUUGGUCUUUAGUGCAACUUAAUCAUAACCAUAAAGAAAUAAUUUUAACAUAAGAUUUCAUCUAGGGUGUACAGAGCAAUAGAAGUAAUUGUAAUUUGUGUUGCAUGGAGUUUACAUUAACUCUAUGCCUAAGGCUGUUAUAUAUAUAAUCUGUUAAUAUAUUUAGUGUUUCUCCAGUGUUGUAAGGAGAACCUUCUACAGUUGAUGACAUAUUAUGUCAUAUUACAGAACUGAGCUGUCAUUUGUACAUGAAAUUGACUGAUGCCUGGCAAGAGCCAUCCUCUAUCAUACCAAUAAAGUACCAACCCCUUGAACUUUC
Molecule: messenger RNA, 2732 nt
Organism: Hemiscyllium ocellatum (epaulette shark)
Lineage: Eukaryota; Metazoa; Chordata; Chondrichthyes; Orectolobiformes; Hemiscylliidae
Gene: cav1
Product: caveolin 1
Exons: 3
Coding region: 182-718 (178 amino acids)
Biological process (GO): negative regulation of endothelial cell proliferation; caveola assembly; negative regulation of protein tyrosine kinase activity
Cellular component (GO): Golgi apparatus; cytoplasmic vesicle; perinuclear region of cytoplasm
Molecular function (GO): molecular adaptor activity; transmembrane transporter binding; protein kinase binding
Source: RefSeq, a predicted model, not a curated record